ACAGAGUUUGCGCCUGCGCAGUGGGCGGCUCUGGGGUGGAGCAGGUUUAUAUUCGGGGAGGAUCAGCUGACGCUCUGCAUUGCAGACUGCGGAGUCAGGCAGCGCCAUGUACGCACUGUUCGUCCUAGCCAGCCUCCUGGGCGCCGCUGUCGCCAGCCCUGUACUGGGCCUGAAGGAAUGCGCCCUCGGCCCGGAGCUGUGGUGCCAGAACGUGAAGACGGCGUCCGACUGCGGGGCCAUCAGGCACUGCCUGCAGACCAUCUGGAGCAAGCCCACGGUGAAAUCCCUUCCCUGCGACAUAUGCAAAGAAGUCAUCACUGCAGCCGGCAACAUGUUGAAAGACAAUGCCACCGAGCAAGAGAUCCUCGUGUACUUGGAGAAGACCUGUGACUGGCUUCCCAAACCGAACAUGUCUGCCUCGUGCAGGGAGAUCGUAGACUCCUAUCUCCCAGUCAUCUUGGACAUGAUUAAAGGACAGAUGAGCCAUCCCGAGGAGGUGUGCGCCGCUCUCAACCUCUGUGAGUCCCUUCAAAAGCACUUGGCGGUGCUGAGUCACCAGGAACAGCUUGAGUCCAAUCAGAUCCCCGAAGUGGAUAUGGCUGAGGUGUUGGCUCCCUUCAUGGCCAAUGUCCCCCUCCUCCUCUACCCUCAGGAUGGCCCCCACAGCGAGCCCCAGCCAAAGCCUAAUGAGGACGUGUGCCAGGACUGCAUUAAGCUGGUGACUGACGUCCAGAGUGCUGUGAGGACCAACUCCACCUUUGUCCAGGCCUUCGUGGAGCAUGUCAAGGAGCAGUGUGACCGCCUGGGGCCCGGCAUGGCCGACAUGUGCAAGAACUAUGUCAACCAGUAUUCAGAAAUUGCUAUCCAAAUGAUGAUGCAUAUGGAACCCAGGGAGAUUUGUGGGCUGGCUGGUUUCUGUGACAAGGUGAAGGAGAUGCCCAUGCAGACUCUGGUGCCUGCUGACGAGAUCUCAGAGGACGUCAUCCCUGCCCUGGAGCUGAUGGAGCCCAUCCAGGUGAGCUUUAUCCCAGGACUGUCCAAGCUUUUAUGUAAAGGCUGCCAGGUAGCUGUGAAGGACGUGGUCAAGCUGAUUGCUGGCAAAAAGGCUGAGGAGGAUAUACUUGGUGCUCUUGACAAAGUGUGCUCAAAGUUGCCCAAGAUUUUAUCCAGGCAUUGUCAGAAGCUGGUGAACGCUCACGGCAAGUCCAUCCUUUCCCUCCCCGAGCAGUUGGCGAACUCUGAGUCGGUGUGCGGGGUACUCCAUCUCUGCCCCCAGAAUCUGCCUAUGCUGACGGUACAAGUGACAGCUCUGUCGAAGAGUGGGGGCUUCUGUGACGUGUGCAAGAUGCUGGUGAGCUAUUUGGACCACAACCUGGAGAAAAACAGCACGAAGGAGGAGAUCCUGGCUGCUCUCGAGAAAGGCUGCAGCUUCCUGCCUGACCCAUACCGGAAGCAGUGUGAUCAGUUUGUGACCCAGUACGAGCCUGUGCUGAUAGAAAUCCUGGUGGAGGUGAUGGAUCCUUCCUUCGUGUGCCUGAAAAUUGGAGCCUGCCCCCCAGCCCAUCAGCCUCUUUUGGGAACUGACAAGUGUGUCUGGGGUCCAAGCUACUGGUGCCAGAACAUGGAGUUGGCAGCCCUGUGCAACGCUGUCGAGCAUUGCAAACGUCAUGUAUGGAACUAAAAGGAAUGCUCCAUCGUGGAGAAGUGGCAGCAUCUUUUCCCGCUUGUGUCUGGAGGAACGCACAUACCGAUCUACUGACUUUGUCACAAAAAUAGGGCCCCCCUCUCCCUCAGUCCUUUUCGUCUCUCCCUCAGUGUAGCGAUGCCGUCAGCAGGUUGCUGACAGAGCUGCUUCAGUGUCCCUUUCCUCUCCGCUAGCUAGACGCCGACAUACUGUACACUGGAGGUCUUGUGAGCGUGUCCCUGUGUGGUGGGUACCCGGAGGAGCUGGGCUCUGGCCAGAGCCUCUUGACAGAGGUUGUCCCUUCUCCUGGCUGAGCCUUGGAUGCUGAGGCCUCCACCUGCUCUAAGGAGGGACCUCCCCCUCCUGGGCCUGCUGACUGCAAAACAAAGGCAGUUUUAUAUGAAAGAUUAGAGGCUUAGAAUGAUUAGGCCUUGGAAAUGACAUAGUUCUCCCGGCUAGAGCUUUUGAAGGCAGCAGCUCAGGAGAUCGGGUGGGGCCGGGCUGCUAUCCUCGGGUCAACCAUCAGUUCUGUUUUCCUGUGUCUUUCCCGGUGUUGCCUGGUUUGGGGUUCUGUGGGUUUGGGUGGGAGGGAGAAAAAAAAUCCACCUGAAUAUAACCUGCUAGCUCUUUGUGGAGGUCCUGGGGGCCUGCUUUUGUGUGUGAGCGCCAACAGUGGUGGCCGCCACAUGCCUGCUCGUGCGUCCACCCGGCUACUGAGGCCCGGGGCCCCCACUGCUCUGGGCAGUCCAGCCCCCUCCCCUCUGACCCCUAUUUUGUAGAUGUUCUUUUUGACCUGCAAGUAGAAUGUGGAUGACAAGCUCCUAAGCCUCUCGGCCUUCCAGGUAGAGGGUCUGCUGGGUGUGCUGUCCUGGGGUGGCUGGGGGAGCGCCUCUCCCCUUUGCAUCUUCUGCUCCACUUCCGGUUGCCAGGAGAUGGCAAGAUGUGCAGUUGCUAUUAAAUGAACUGAAUGAUUUUUGUUUUGUUUUGCACUAAAAUUUCUGUGAUUUAACAAUAAAAGUCUGCCAACCAGA
Camelus dromedarius (Arabian camel) is the source of this 2715-nucleotide messenger RNA. RefSeq names its product prosaposin (gene PSAP). The record is from RefSeq and is a predicted model, not a curated record. Gene Ontology annotation, biological process: sphingolipid metabolic process; epithelial cell differentiation involved in prostate gland development; prostate gland growth. Bases 107 to 1681 code for a protein of 524 amino acids. Gene Ontology annotation, cellular component: lysosome. The transcript has 14 exons. NCBI's taxonomy places the organism in Eukaryota, Metazoa, Chordata, Mammalia, Artiodactyla, Camelidae.